Messenger RNA from Aspergillus udagawae, 339 nucleotides. RefSeq names its product LYR motif-containing protein. Gene Ontology annotation, cellular component: mitochondrial matrix. Gene Ontology annotation, biological process: mitochondrial proton-transporting ATP synthase complex assembly. The coding region runs from base 1 to 339 and encodes 112 amino acids. NCBI's taxonomy places the organism in Eukaryota, Fungi, Ascomycota, Eurotiomycetes, Eurotiales, Aspergillaceae. The record is from RefSeq and is a predicted model, not a curated record. The transcript has a single exon.
AUGACACCCCACCUCCGCUCCACCUAUCGUGCCAUCCUCCGCGAACUCCCCCGCCGCACCCUCUCCAAGCCAACGCCCCUCCAGCAACGCAUCCGCGAAGCCUUCCGCACAGGCACAAGCGCAGGCGAACAAUCUCCAACAGCGGCAGACCCACACUUCGAGCAGCGGGUACACGAGGCCGAGCAGAUGGCGCAGUAUGCGCGUGCGCAGAGGACGUAUGCUGCUCUUGUGGAGCGGUAUAACCCCGGCAUGACGAUGACGGAGAAGGAGAAGAUUCGGUUGACAGCUAGACGGGUGGGAUUUGAUUUGCCGAUUGCGGAGCAGGCGGGGAAGGAGUAG